UAGUCACUCUAAACCCUAGGCCACAUCUGGGCCAUCGAAGCAGCCCCUGCUCACUUCAGGGGCACCCACUGCCCACUGCUCACCAUGGCCGGGGACCGGCUCCCCAGGAAGGUGAUGGAUGCCAGGAAGCUGGCCAGCCUGCUGCGGGGCGGGCCUGGGGGGCCGCUGGUCAUCGACAGCCGCUCCUUUGUGGAGUACAACCGUUGGCACGUGCUCAGCUCCGUGAACAUCUGCUGCUCCAAGCUGGUGAAGCGGCGGCUGCAGCAGGGCAAGGUGACCAUCGCAGAGCUCAUCCAACCCACCGCUCGCGGCCAGGUGGAGGCCGAGGAGCCGCAGCAUGUGGUCGUCUAUGACCAGAGCACCCGGGACGCCAGCGUGCUGGCCGCAGACAGCUUCCUCUCCAUCCUGCUCAGUAAGCUGGACGGCUGCUUUGACAGCGUGGCCAUCCUCACAGGGGGCUUUGCCACUUUCUCCUCCUGCUUCCCCGGCCUCUGUGAGGGCAAGCCUGCCGCCCUGCUGCCCGUGAGCCUCUCCCAGCCCUGCCUGCCCGUGCCCAGCGUGGGCCUGACCCGCAUCCUGCCUCACCUGUACCUGGGCUCUCAGAAGGAUGUCCUGAACAAGGACCUGAUGACCCGCAACGGAAUAAGCUACGUCCUCAACGCCAGCAACUCCUGCCCCAAGCCCGACUUCAUCUGCGAGAGCCGCUUCAUGCGCAUCCCCAUCAACGACAACUACUGUGAAAAGCUGCUGCCCUGGCUGGACAAGUCCAUCGAGUUCAUCGAUAAAGCCAAGCUGUCCAGCUGCCAAGUCAUUGUCCACUGUCUGGCUGGCAUCUCCCGCUCUGCCACUAUCGCCAUCGCCUACAUCAUGAAGACCAUGGGCAUGUCCUCGGACGACGCCUACAGGUUUGUGAAGGACCGGCGCCCGUCCAUUUCGCCCAACUUCAACUUCCUGGGCCAGCUGCUGGAGUAUGAGCGAAGCCUGAAGCUGCUGGCCGCCCUGCAUGGCGAGGGGGCGCCCCUCCCGGGGACGCCCGAGCACCUCCCGGGCCCCGCGGCCCCACUGCCGCCACUGCCACCACCUACCUCAGAGAGCGCUGCCACCGGGAGCGCAGCGGCCAACUCAGCCAGGGAGGGCAAGCCGAGCGCGGGCAGGGAGCCCCCGUCGCCCGCCCCGGCCCCGGCCACCAGCGCCCUGCAGCAGGGCCUGCACGGCCUGCACCUCUCCUCCGACCGCCUCCAGGACACCAACCGCCUCAAGCGCUCCUUCUCGCUGGACAUCAAGUCGGCCUACGCCCCCAGCCGGCGGCCGGAGGACCCCGGGCCCCCUGACCCCGGGGAGGCCCCCAAGCUCUGCAAGCUGGACAGCCCGUCAGGGGCCGCACUAGGCCUGCCCUCGCCCAGCCCCGACAGCCCAGAUGCAGCGCCCGAGGCGCGUCCGCGGCCCCGCCGGCGGCUCCGGCCUCCAGCAGGCUCCCCAGCGCGCUCCCCAGCGCAUGGCCUCGGCCUAAACUUCGGGGACUCCGCCCGGCAGACUCCACGGCAUGGCCUCUCUGCCCUGUCGGCGCCCGGGCUCCCUGGCCCAGGCCAGCCGUCCAGCCCCGGGGGCUGGGCACCUCCCCUGGACUCCCCCGGCACACCGUCGCCCGAUGGGCUCUGGUGCUUCAGCCCCGAGGGCGCACAGGGCGUUCGGUUUGCGCCCCUCGGCCUGGGAGGCGCGCAGGGCAACGGUGGUGGCGACUUGCGGCGCAGGGAGGCGGCCAGAGCCGAGUCCCGGGACCCGCGGACCAGCUGGCCCGACGAGCCAGCCCCAGAGACGCAGUUUAAGCGUCGAAGCUGCCAGAUGGAGUUCGAGGAGGGCAUGGUGGAGGGGCGUGCCCGCGGCGAGGAGCUGGCCGCCCUGGGCAAGCAGGCCAGCUUCUCGGGCAGCGUGGAGGUCAUCGAGGUGUCCUGACGGCGGCCAGGAACGGCCCCUCCGUGGGGACCCAGCGCCCCCGAGCCCUCCGCUGCCCUCGGCUGGGCCGCCAGCAGCCGGGCCCACUAUAAAUAUAUAUUAUAUAUAAUGCAAAGAAAGGUAAAUGGUUUUACUGCGAUUUUUAUCGAGAAGUAAAUAUUUCGAUUUUUUAUUUAUUGAAGCUGUUCAUUCUGGCAAUGACUUGGCAACCGCGAGGGUGGUCCUCCGAGCUCUAUUUUUAGUCUGGUAUUUAAACUGAGACACGUUUUUAAGCAAUACGAGGCCACCUUCAGGCGCAAGCUGGGGUGCCGGGCCUGGGGGGGUCCCCUCCCCGCCACCCCCAUCCCUGAGGAAACACUGCUGACCAUUGCAAAGAGGCUGCCGAGCUUUCAUGCACUUUUUACUUAAGAAAAUGGGGGAAAAAGAAAAAAAAAAAAACUUUGCCACACACUGAGCCGC
Messenger RNA from Miniopterus natalensis, 2412 nucleotides. It is a transcript of the gene DUSP8, whose product is annotated as dual specificity phosphatase 8. The record is from RefSeq and is a predicted model, not a curated record. Gene Ontology annotation, cellular component: cytoplasm. Gene Ontology annotation, biological process: peptidyl-tyrosine dephosphorylation; negative regulation of MAPK cascade. Gene Ontology annotation, molecular function: MAP kinase tyrosine/serine/threonine phosphatase activity; MAP kinase tyrosine phosphatase activity; protein tyrosine/threonine phosphatase activity. NCBI's taxonomy places the organism in Eukaryota, Metazoa, Chordata, Mammalia, Chiroptera, Miniopteridae.